CUUCACAAUAUGCAGUUCUCAAGAUCAUCGAAGUUGUCUGCCUUUGGCAUCAUUGCCACUGGCUCGCUUGCUGCCGCCGGUCCCUGCGAUCUCUACGCCACGGGAGGCACACCCUGUAUCGCAGCGCAUAGUACCACCCGCGCGCUGUACAACUCCUUCAGUGGCGCUUUGUACCAAGUCAAGCGCGGAUCUGAUGGCGCCACGACCAACAUCUCGCCCUUGACCGCUGGUGGUGUUGCCAAUGCCGGUGCUCAAGAUACCUUCUGCGCCAGAACCACUUGCUUGAUCACCGUGAUCUACGACCAGUCUGGCCGUGGCAAUCAUCUGACUCAAGCUCCUCCAGGAGGUUUCCAAGGCCCAGAAGCCAACGGAUAUGACAAUCUCGCCAGUGCAAUUGGAGCGCCAGUGACUCUGAAUGGACAAAAGGCUUACGGGGUCUUCAUCUCACCCGGAACUGGAUAUCGCAACAAUGCUGUUAGUGGUUCAGCCAAAGGCGAUCAAGCAGAGGGUAUGUACGCUAUCCUGGAUGGAACCCACUUCAAUGGGGGCUGCUGCUUCGACUACGGCAACGCCGAAACCAACAACCUCGACACCGGGAACGGACACAUGGAAGCCAUCUACUAUGGCGACAGCACCUACUGGGGAAGUGGCACAGGCAACGGUCCCUGGCUCAUGGCGGACCUCGAAAACGGUCUCUUCACUGGCAGAAACCCAAAGAACAACCCCGCUCCAUCCAUCACAAACAGGUUCUUCACAGCUAUUGUCAAGGGCGGUCCCAAUCAAUGGGCACUACGGGGUGGAAAUGCUGUUUCGGGAUCACUCUCAACAUACUUCAGUGGAGCGCGCCCUACACCCUCGGGCUACAACCCCAUGAGCAAAGAAGGCGCCAUCAUCCUCGGUAUCGGCGGAGACAACAGUGUAAGCGGCCAGGGUACUUUCUACGAAGGCGUCAUGACGACCGGAUAUCCCUCCGACGCCACCGAAAACGCAGUUCAAGCGAACAUCGUCGCCGCCGGGUAUGCCACCACGUCUUUGACCAGCGGCUCCGGGUUCAACGUAGGAUCUUCAGUGUCAUUGCGCGCCACCACUUCCGGUUACACAGACCGCUACCUCGCACAUACCGGCGCCACAGUGAACUCGCAAGUCGUCACUUCUUCAUCCGCUUCUUCGCUCAAGCAGCAAGCUACUUGGACUGUUCGCGCGGGCUUGGGAAACUCCGCCUGUUUCUCUUUCGAGUCGAGAGAUCAACCGGGAAGCUUCAUCCGCCAUUAUGACUUCAUCCUCAAAGUCAAUGCAAAUGACGGGUCCAAGGCGUUUAAAGAGGACGCGACGUUCUGCCCGCAAUCGGGAUUGAAUGGCCAGGGAAGCUCGAUCCGCGCGUGGGGAUAUCCUACGAGGUGGAUCCGGCAUUACGAUAAUGUUGGAUAUGUGGGUAGUAACGGGGGUGUGAAGACUUUUGAUGCUGCUAAGUCUUUCAACGAUGAUGUUAGUUGGGUCGUUGGCGCUGGGCUUGCGUAAAGAGGAAGAGUAUAGUGCAGCUUGUAUAUAUGGCCUUCU
Messenger RNA from Periconia digitata, 1557 nucleotides. The record is from the annotation of a GenBank genome assembly. Lineage: Eukaryota; Fungi; Ascomycota; Dothideomycetes; Pleosporales; Periconiaceae.